Molecule: messenger RNA, 3364 nt
Organism: Opisthorchis viverrini
Lineage: Eukaryota; Metazoa; Platyhelminthes; Trematoda; Opisthorchiida; Opisthorchiidae
Exons: 24
Coding region: 62-3364 (1100 amino acids)
Biological process (GO): proteolysis
Molecular function (GO): dipeptidyl-peptidase activity; serine-type peptidase activity
Source: RefSeq, a predicted model, not a curated record
GCGAAAAUGGAUUUGUAAAUAUGCAUUAGUAGCAACACUUUCAGUCUGAUUCACUUUCAACAUGAAACAGCAAAAAGCACCCCGGCAAAAAUUCAAAUGGAAGUUCACAAAAGGCAUGUUCCAGAGACCUCUGGAAACCGCUUCUUUUCUGAUGCUUCUGAAAGAACAGGAGCGAAACUGGCGUGGGACGCUACUGGCCGUGAUUGCUAUUGGUCUGAUCUCAGGGUUAAUUAUCCUGACUGCGCUAUUUGUCACUUCGAGCGAAGAACGCAUAAGCUACGAACGAUUCACUAUCGAAGAACUGAUGUGGCUUGGUGAUAGGGCACGCGAUCUGAAUUAUUUCUGGCAUGAAAACCAAUUUAUCUACUCACAUCCGGAUUCCACUUGGAAGAUUGUUGACGUCGGUGGGCGUGAACUACUCACAUUUGAUGACGCCGCUGAGGCAACCAAAACGGCUGAAAUGGAUCUUUCUGGUUUGACACCGGUCAUCUCCAUACGUCCGAAUCCACAAAAGACCGCCUGGCUAGUACAGUUCAACGAAAAUAAGCAAACACUCCAGGACGUAACCUACCUUUAUACAAUCGUUUUCCCAUUCAGCACUCGACGAAUUCCAGUUGAUCCCAGCGGAACAGGAAACGGUUCUGCGUUUCUCCACUUUGUCCAGUGGGGAGAGAGAGAUUUUUCUCUGUUUGCUCACCAAGGAACCAAUCUAUACUACUCACAAGACAUUCGGCUACUGAAAACUGGAAGCGUUUUUCGAUGUUUGACUUGCCAAUUGGAACCAGGUUGGAAUUUUGGCUAUCCAGGCUGGAUUUACCGAAAAUACUUCCAGUACCGUCCAGGAGGAGCAAUGUGGGAACAUGAAGACCCGUCGACGUCAAAAAUCUUGCUGCUGGCAACAGAUGAAAGACAUCUGAAGAGUCUUUUGUUGCCACAUUACCUCAUCCAAGAUCGAAAUGGCGUCAACACCGAUAAAGCCGUUUACGUCCCAUUCCACACACAACCGGAAGUUCCUCGUGUGCCAUUGGUCGACAUACUCCUGAUAGAUCAUGGCGGAAACUUGCUGGCAAAUAUCAGCUGGGUUCAAAUGAACACACUGAUGGAACGCGUGCUGCCCGGAACGGCUUACAUAUCCGAAAACAAUAGAGGACUCUACAUAACCCGAGUUCAAUGGUUCAACGCGACCGGGUUCCUCGUCACGGGACUGUCGGAGACGCAAAAGUGCGGAUUUAUUACUUUCUGCCAGUGGUUUUCACGAAUGCCAGAUGUGGAAUGUCAGUAUGUAUGGUAUCAAUGCGUUGAAUUAGGUUGGUUGAAUAUGCACCGAUUAUCUGUCAGCGGCAACCUGUUCUUCAAGUAUGGCCGCGAAAACGAGGUUUUGACAAUCCUGCCCUAUGUUGCUCCGUCCAACGGGUUCACUUAUCAGCUCGCCGUCCUACGGAUUAUACCUAACCAGAAAAAUCGUGUUACUUGGCUGACCGAAUAUCCGUUCCAGGUGAACCAGUUGGUGCAUUCGGAUGAUGAAUCCAUUCAUGUGACUGGUUCAUUUCAACCGGGAAUUCGACACUUAUACCGGUUGGAUCAGCGAAAUACGGGCUCACUGUUCUGUCUAACCUGCAACGAAUUAAGUGAACUGAUGACCGACGUCAUCCUUGCUUAUCCUACAAAUGCGUCCAGAAAUAUCACCAUCGAAUCGGUCACAGCGAGCUCAAGCAUUGCCAUUAGGAAUACAAACAAGCAAACCGCCUAUCGAUCCGUUCAAAAAGUUGGAACUUCAGCAAACGGUCGUUGCUUCACCGUACAAUGGUCUACGGGCUACGAAACGUUUGGUGCCUCGGGGGUUAAGGAAGCGCCUACAAAAUGGAUGAUCAAUCAACUCACUGGAGCUGGGUUCAAUGCGAACGAGACCGGACAACCGAUGUUGGAGCCUAAAGUUCGAUUUGACCCGGAUUCUGGAGUCAGUCUGUGGUGCCGCUCGAGACAGUAUGAUAAACACGUAUAUCUAGUGUGGCACAGUCACUACGUCAUUGAUCCGGCUUUGAAAAGCAACUGGACAGCCGAUCAAUACCUUUCAAACGUUCCCACAGCUUUUCGACGUAAUCUACGCCUUUUGGACACGCUCUCACACGACACCCAGAACACGAAAUCCGCCAAACAGCACCAGCUCCCAACAAACACGUAUCACACAAAAGUCAAAUUCAAGUUGCUCAACGCUACUCAACUCCCCCUGCACAUGCUUUAUCCCGAGCCACCUUUUGGAGAUCGCCCGAUGCCAAACGUAAUUAUGAGGCAUAUCAAUUUGAGACAGACAGACAUUUUGGUGGAGAACGCCGACAAAGGUACAACUGCACUAAUCGAUGAAGAUGAACCUAUCAAAGACGGGGCGGUUGUCCGUUUUUGGUUCCCACCCUAUUUGAACGAGGGCAAUCAACAGCAUUAUCCUCUUUUGGUCAAUGUAAUUUCCAAACUCGCACCAGCUUCAUCCCAGCUGGACCGUCUUUCAGAGGAGCUGACAGUGUUCAUGGCCGCCUCAUUAGAUACUGUCGUGAUACGAGUAGAGCAUUGGACGGGAGAAGCUGAAAACCGUCUUCAUCAAGGAGGCAUUGAUGGUGAACUACAGAAUUACCAGGCUCUGUUCGAUGUCCUAAAUCGAACUUUGAGGUACCAUUACCUGGAGAAAAAUAAAACGGCUUUAUAUGGUUCCCAAGGCAUGAACGCUCAUCUGGCUGGUCUGCUACUGCGAGCCGAUCGGAUCCCAAUGAACCCCGCUUGCGGAGCUCUUAUUGCCCCAAUCGUCUCCUGGAAGUAUCACGAUUUCACAGAGGCCGUGCGUGUCUUUCCCGCUCCGGAUGAAUUCUCUUAUUUGGAAUUCGACCUGACCAAAUUCACUAAACAUAGCAGACAAAAAGAGAUACUCUUGGUGCACGGAACGGCUGACACCGUUGUACCAUUUGCGCAAACAGCGCGGCUGGCCAAAGUAUUGGCGGAACAGAAAAUGGACUUUAGUUUGUUGCCGCUGUUCGACACAGACCACAGUUACGAGAAUGCGAGUAUUCACAAAGCCAUACUAACGAAACUCAUUGUGUUCCUACACGACUGCCGGGGGCGGUCGGAAGACGAACGCCGAAGGAUGUAUACGGAUAUCAAUUUUGCCUUUAUCUGUUUGACCGUGGCUUUUGAGACAGACACCGCCCCCCGUUCAGCUGUAACACCCUUUCGGUGCUUAGCUGCCAUACCAUCAGAAGGAAGCACAAGGGCUGGGAUACUGCCAGGUUACCCAAGCCCAGACAAGAGAAGUCGAGAGGCGAAAGCCGGGAUCGAACCACGGACCUUGCGGUCAGUAAAUUCACCCUCUAACCACUGA